Messenger RNA from Neospora caninum, 570 nucleotides. RefSeq lists its product as hypothetical. The transcript has 3 exons. The record is from RefSeq and is a predicted model, not a curated record. The coding region runs from base 1 to 570 and encodes 189 amino acids. NCBI's taxonomy places the organism in Eukaryota, Apicomplexa, Conoidasida, Eucoccidiorida, Sarcocystidae.
AUGCAUCAGGACCGGUGCCAUGGUCCUUCUGGAGCAGCGAACCAGAUUUGCACAUCAAACAUGUGUGAGCCGCAGGUUGUCCUCAUCGAUAACCUGGAGCUCGCCGUCCACGCAGAGGACCAAGUCGCCUACUAUGGCUUCAUGAGCUUCAACAGCGCACAGCCGGCGAAGGCGAUUGAUCGGGUUCGCAAGCGGGACCCUCCCGUCAGGACAUCGUCUCAGUUUGAGAACUCCGGCAAAGGAAACGACUCGCGAAUGUCGUCCGAUGCAACAGCCUCAACCACGGAAGAACUCGACGAAGAAUCACCGAGGGUCGCCAGCCCACAGCACAGACCGCAGAUAACAAAGGUUGUAGCCUGCCAGCAUCGCGCUUCGACUCUGAACGACAUCUGUCUAUCUGUUCGCCCAAUCCCUCGGCAUCAUUCGCCCCGCGCCGCCAGUGUGGCACUAUCUACCGCUGCGCGCCGUCAGACUUUGGGGACGGUGCACAGGCAUCGCGUCGCCGGUCGUCACUGGGCCCGCUCUCGCAUGUCCGUGAAAAGUGAAGAAGAUCGUCAUAUGUCAGACUAG